This is a messenger RNA of Musca vetustissima, 456 nucleotides long. RefSeq names its product biogenesis of lysosome-related organelles complex 1 subunit 2 (gene Blos2). Gene Ontology annotation, molecular function: gamma-tubulin binding. The record is from RefSeq and is a predicted model, not a curated record. Gene Ontology annotation, cellular component: BORC complex; gamma-tubulin complex; BLOC-1 complex. The transcript is spliced from 2 exons. NCBI's taxonomy places the organism in Eukaryota, Metazoa, Arthropoda, Insecta, Diptera, Muscidae. The coding region runs from base 137 to 448 and encodes 103 amino acids. Gene Ontology annotation, biological process: endosomal transport; lysosome localization.
CCAACAUUCCGAACAACAGACAUCACAUAAUCCACAAUUGGAUUCACCCAUUAGAGGACCAACAUUAUCAACUAGCACAAGUAGUUUCGAAGCUCUGGACCCUCAUGAUCCGAAUUUGAGUAAACUGGCAACCAAAAUGUUCCGUAAAACGGAGGAAUAUAUAACUAAUGAACUGCAGGCCCCCAUUGAAGACUACCAACUGUUGGAGAAUAUGAAUCGUGCCACAAUCGGGAAAUAUUCAGAUAUGCGACAAAUUGCACAAAACUUGGCCGUUUCCACAACAGAUUUGAGUGUAAAAUUCCAGGCAUUGGUCCCAUUAAUGCAGCAAAUUGACGAAAUUUCCGAUACUGUAGACAAAUUGGAAGCCGCUGCCUACAAACUGGAUGCUUAUUCAAUAGCUUUAGAAAAUCGCGUUAAAUCGGUUUUACAAAGAAAAACACACAUGUAAAUUAUAAA